Messenger RNA from Manis javanica (Malayan pangolin), 3475 nucleotides. It is a transcript of the gene SERPINB12, whose product is annotated as serpin family B member 12. Gene Ontology annotation, biological process: negative regulation of endopeptidase activity. Gene Ontology annotation, molecular function: serine-type endopeptidase inhibitor activity. Lineage: Eukaryota; Metazoa; Chordata; Mammalia; Pholidota; Manidae. The record is from RefSeq and is a predicted model, not a curated record.
UUUUUGAGGCAGCACAAAUUUCAGAGUUCAGAGAAAGGCAUCUUUUCCAGUCAUGCUCAUUAAAGACCUUGGACAAACACAGAAUUACUUGCUCAACACCUGUCCUUACCGUGACUGUUCCCUUCCUGGCGUUAUGAUGAACUGACUUCACAGAGACCAGAUCUUAGCUGGCGACUGUCCUCACUGACUCCAGUUUCAGGUGUCAUCAGUUUCACAAUGGAGUCUCUCAUUGCAGCAAACUCCAAAUUUUGUUUCGAUUUUUUCCAAGAGAUAAGCAAAGGUGACUGUCACAGAAACAUCUUCUUCUGUCCUCUGAGCCUCUCGGCUGCCCUCGGCAUGGUCCGCCUGGGGGCCCGAAGCGACAGCGCCCGUCAGAUCGACCAGGUACUACACUUCAGUGAAUUGUCCCAGAAUGAAAGCAAAGGACAUGAUUCCUGCCUGAAAAGCAAAACACAAGAAGUGCGGGCUGACAGCUCUCAGGAAGGACAGCAGGAAGUCACAGGGCCUCUGAUUCUGCAGGAUGAGUGGUCAAACGAUGACAGUGGACUGCUCAGCUGCUGCUUCGGGCGGCUUCUCUCCAAGUUAGGCAGGAUCAGAGUUGAUUGCACCCUGAGUAUUGCCAAUAGGCUUUAUGGAGAGCAGGAGUUCCCGAUCUGCCCGGAAUACUUAGAUGGUGUGGUUCAAUUUUAUCACACAACGAUCGAAAGUAUUGACUUCCGGAAAGACACUGAAAAGUCCAGACAAGAGAUUAAUUUCUGGGUUGAAUCUCAAUCCCAAGGUAAAAUCAAGGAGCUCUUCAGCAAGGACACAAUUAACAAUGCCACCGUGCUGGUGCUGGUGAAUGCUGUUUACUUCAAGGCCAAAUGGGAAAAAUAUUUUGACUCUGAAAACACAGUUGAUGCACUUUUCUCUGUAAAUGAGAGUGAAAAGAAGACUGUGAAGAUGAUGAAUCAAAAGGGUCUGUUUAGAAUCGGCUUCAUCGAGGAGCUGCAGGCGCAGAUCCUUGAGAUGAGGUACACCAAGGGGGCCCUCAGCAUGUUCGUCCUGCUGCCAGCGUGCUCCGCAGAUGACCUGAAGGGCCUGGAAGAGCUCGAAAAGAAUAUCACCUAUGAAAAAAUAGUGGCCUGGAGCAGCUCAGAAAAUAUGUCAGAAGAAAGAGUAGAUGUCUCCUUUCCUAAGUUCACCCUGGAAGACAGCUACGAUCUCAAUUCCAUUCUACGAGGCAUGGGCAUCACAGAUAUCUUUGAGGAAAGGAAGGCUGAUCUGACGGGGAUUUCUCCAACUCCCAAGUUGUACCUGUCAAAAAUUGUCCAUAAAACCUUUGUGGAAGUGGAUGAGAACGGUUCCGAGGCGGCCGCAGCCAGUGGGGUUGUGGGUGUGGAAAAGUCCGUACCGUCCUGGGUGACGUUCAAUGCUAAUCAUCCUUUCCUCUUCUUCAUCAGACACAACAAAACCCAAACCAUUCUCUUCUAUGGCAGGGUCUGCUGUCCUUGAAAGGGGCACGCUGUCUAGUACUUAGGAGCGGGAACAAAGGGUGACAAGUGUUCCCCUGGCUUAACGUGGGGAUUUGCUCCUUUGCUAAUACCUCAAGCCGGCCGAGUCCCCGCACAGCCCCGCGCUCCCUCCCCCAGCCACCAGCCCAUGCCUGUCCUGAUCUUUCUCUUACCCUGUAGCUGGUUUUCAUCUAAAUCCAUUAGUACCGAAAGGCCCUUGCCCCCUCCUAACCUCUCGCCACCCUGAGCGUUCCAGCAUAGCAAUUCACCCUCUGGCACUUGGAGGUCAACAUAAUUGAGAAUAAUACUGACUUUAAGUUACCUUAUCUCCUGAUGAAGGAAUCCUGAAAGUUCAAGUCAUUAGACGGCUUCUAGGAGAUGGCAAACCCAGAAAACACCUUAACAGGGGUGGCAAGAGGAAAUGUUUAAACGGAAUGUGUUUGGAAACUCAGCUCUCUCUCUGCAGCAGUUAAAAUGGUGGCGCACCUCUGGGCAAGAUGCCCUGCUGCCUACGCUUCCAUCUUCUUCUCCUGCAUGAAAGAUGUCGUGUGAGGUUCUUCUCAUGGGCGAAAGGAGGGCUUGGGGAUGCCUUUAAGCGAUAGCUCAAGACUGCCCCAACCAGCACACAUUCUGCACAGAGCAGGAGAAUGGUAUUUGCUUUGUGAAUUUGAUAUUGACCCAGAAGAGUGGCAAGUGGGUUUAAGAGAGUUGGUCUCAGUUUUCCUUACUGAGUAUCCUUGGCUAUCACCAUGAAGCAAGGUCUCUGUUUCUUCACCCCUCCCUCAGAGAAGUCUUAUCUGUGGUUACUAAGAAAUACCCAGCAUGUUGAGGUGGGGGAGAGAAGGCUCCCUGGGGACCUUUGGGCUUCCCAUUCCCCUUUUCUGUACCCUGACCACAUGGACCUAGUUGUCUUCCCAGAGGCGUUGUCCCUGGUCACAUCCUGAGAGCAGGCCAGGUGCAUGAGGCCAGGUGCAAUGCACAUGGAAAUCUUUGGCAGGAAGACCCUUGCUGCAUAUAAGUUCUAUACUGAAAGCCCGACACCUUAGAAUUCAAGAGUUGAGGACCUGGGACAUUCGAGUUCCCUGAGUUCUUGAUCUCUGGCUUGGCUGAACACUCUGCAACGACUACGGACAGGCCCCACUCAGGAACUGGUCAGUCUCUGGUCCAUGGACAUGAAUUUCUGGUCUUGGCUGUGGCUUAGUUUCCCUGCCCUAGUACCAUUUGCCUCCCAGGCGCUGCUGUGUUGGUUAGGUGUGGCUGUCACAGUUUUUUCAGAAGAAGAUAGGUUCACUUCACUGCUGUCAGGCUGGUCCCUGCCUCCAGGUCCCCUCUACACCAGUGGGACACAAGAUCCAUGCUCUUCAUACAGGCUUGUUCAUGGUAUAAAAAACUUUCUCAUUCAAAAUCCAAGGCAGUUUGAGGCAGCUCUUUGCAGUCCUUUACCCAGAAUGCAUGUCCCAUAGGUCAAAUUUAUCUCAGAUAAUAUAUAGGCUUUUGUGUGGUUCUUGUUUGGUGUUGCUAUUGUGAGGACUCAUUUGUGCUGACCUGGCAUAGCUGCUGGACACUGAGCUGGGUAACCAUGACCUAUCUGCAGGGGGGCAUUGAGCUGGGUAACCAUGACCCAUCUGCAGGGGGGCAUUGAGCUGGGUGGGUAACCAUGACCCAUCUACAGGGGGGCAUUGAGCUGGGUAACCAUGACCCAUCUGCAGGGGGGCAUUGAGCUGGGUAACCAUGACCUAUCUGCAGGGGGUGCAUUGUCCGGCACCGCUUCUGUUCUUACUCUUUUCCUUGACAAACAUAUUUUCUCAUUUGUACUGGAAUUUUUCAGAAUUUUAAUUAUGGGGCAAAAUGUAUCUAUUUAUAAUAAUGAGAAAGAGUGAGAUUCUUAAAUCUUUCCAUAAAUCAGUGAACUUAUUCUUUUCUAAUCUUUGACUGAUUAAAAUGUCUUUCUUAGUGAAUAAAUCACUUUGUCAUUAGUUAAA